Molecule: messenger RNA, 5114 nt
Organism: Chara braunii
Lineage: Eukaryota; Viridiplantae; Streptophyta; Charophyceae; Charales; Characeae
Source: the annotation of a GenBank genome assembly
GAAUCGUAAGCUCUCUCAACACAGCGAGCGGGCCCACCAGCCUCAAGCUGAAGGAGGGUUAGACCACCUGCUAGGAGAAGCGUUGGAUUUCAUGCAGGUCAUCAGGGAGGUUCGGUCUUUGCUCAGUGAAGGGGAGAGUGGAAUUCCCUCUCAAGUUUACCUUGUUGAGACGUCAUUUCGCACUUGGAGACGCGUUACCGAUAGACCCCAUUCAGUCGCAUACUUUCUUGCCGAGCUAUGGCGAGGCAUGUUUUACCCGAAGCCCUGGGAAGAGAGAAUCGUCUUCCCCUCGGUUGCAGCAAUGGAACAGAUUCUGCACCCAUCUUCUUCAUUCAAUGAGCUAGAAGCAGCAUUUUUCUGCAUGUUCGUUGAGAGGUACCGUAAUGGUUUGAAGUUCUCUCGCGACAGGAUGAGUGCACUGCGGAAACUUCUGGCUGCCACUCAGGAGGAUGGUAAUCAUGACAUUGCUCGACAAGAUGCGCAGUACUUCCUUCCAUUUCGAGCGAUCGCACUCUUUGAGCUUCAGUUCAUCUCUGGUGAUGCCGGUCAUAACCUUGCCGACGAUGAUGUGGACCUUCUGGAGUUGCAUGGGCAAGCUGAAAUGCCUUUGCAUACUGCACACAAAAUUUGGCACAGGCUGUGGUCAGCUUGGCUCCCGGACGGACUGACUCUCCCAUUGCAGGGGCAGACUGGGCAGUAUGCUGCUGAAGUGAUUACGGGCGAGUUCAAUCCUAGUACAUUGUUAUGUAGUAACUCAUUGCUACCAUUAGGCAGCGAGGCUAUGUUGUGCAAAUCGAUGGAGAUGACGUGUGCUCAUCACGUUCUAACUUAUUCGGAUGCAGAGAAAGAUGACACCGAUGACGUGUUGUCGGCGAUCAACGCAGCAAAGCAAAGAAUCGCAGAGGCGAAGAGCCUCGGUCUUGUUGAGGAGGCUUAUCUGGGUUGCCAGGAUCUUGCGAACAUGGCUAUUUUUGAUGCCGCUACAGGCGACUGGACGACUGAAAAAUGUAUGUCUCUACUAGCGCGUGUGGUAGCCUUCUGCAUGAGUCGACGUUACAAGAAGUGGAGUCUAGAUGUGUUUGAUCUUAUGGGCACUUUGCAGGACCUCAAGACACCGACGUGCAAAAAUGGCGACCACAUCAUCCGCUAUAAGCUUAUACAUUUGAGGCUAGCAAGGGAAGUCGCCAUGGCUGAUCAGGCAUGCCUAGAAGCACAGAUGAGGGAGUUGCGGGUUGUGUGUGAACUCAGCAGUUGUUUGUUUACGCUUAAGCAAGUUGACUUGUCGAGGAUGCACUGGAAAGAUGCAAUCAGAUUGCACAGCUGCAUCCUCGACCGGUUUGGUAAUCCAUUGGCUUACUACCCACUAGAGGUGAUAGGGCCAUUGUGGGCCAAGUGUAAGGAGGGGAUUGCACUGCUUUGCACACACCAUGGAAACUAUAACGCCAGUGUCGGGUUGUAUAGGGAGGUUGGAGAAGUUUACAAGGAAUUAGAAAUGCUAAGCCCUUCAACAGAAGCAUGGUGGCUGAUCCAGAGGGCUCAUCUGAGUCUAUGGGUUGGGAAGGAAGGGCUCAUUGUUGUUGGAACAGAAGACCCGGCAGAACUUUUGGACAAGGCAGAAAAAAGGCUUGAGGUAAUGAAGACACAGGACACCUCGGAAACUUGCAAUCAGAUCAGGACACAUAUUCAGUGUUUGCGAACAUGGAUGCUUGUUGAGAAGGAAGAGAGUAGAAAGGCAGUAGAGAAUGUCGAGGCUCUUGCAGCGACCUUCAGUCGUUAUCGCGUUUUCCAACUAUCUUCAUGUCUUCACAACACGGUUGGCAAUUACCAGCAAGCCGAGAAAGCAAGAGUGGAGGGUCUGGCUUUGUUCAAGAGCACGCAGCGGUCAAUUGGAGUGGGUGGGAGUCUGCCUGAGGCAUGGCUGUCGAUCUAUGGAGGGGAAGAAGAAGAUGAAUUCCGGGAUGCGCAAAUCGAUUGCCACAAUCGAGACGAUGCCUCUGGAGCACUUGUCUGGAGCGAGUGGUCGCAUCACAGGCUUGCCUCCUCAGUGCUCAUGUCCCGCAAGCAAAUGGCUCGGGGGUCGGAAAACAACAAUGAUAUGGUGACAAGUACUAGACAAUCUUCCGCAGGAGGCGAUGACGAUGGCAGAGAGUCUGAGAUACUUUUCGAGCAGUUCGAUUCUGACAUGGAGGCAGCACUGCUGAUGAUUCAGAGAGGGUGUGAGCUAUGCGGACCAGGAACCACAAUGAUAGAGUACCAUUUCUCCCCGGGGACCGAUUCCCGGGACGAAAUACUUAUGAUCUACGUUCUGACUGUAAGGAAUUGGCAUCUAAGGAGCAUUGCAAGGCUGUACAAACCAUCAACCGGUGUCGAGGUGCAUGUGAAGAAGCUGAUGGAGGUAAUGAAUGCGGACCCAUUGGAAACGGAACCUACUACUGGAGUUUGUUCCAACUUGGACCUAGCACAUGAUCUUCGAGGCAACAAUAAGAGUGAUACGUCGAUGAACAAUCAUGCUGGGCUACCAGGGCUAGGUUGUGCGAACUCGAAGAAGUCGCCGGUCGCUUCUUCUAGUUCAAUUUCAAGAACACCUCCCGCUUUGCCUCCGACUGCAAGAGGACCUCAUGUUAGCUCGAAAAUGAAGCAUGGGCUACUAGGCAAGCAGUCCCAAGACUCCCAACAUAGGAGAACCACCAAAGCAAUCCUAGAGAAACUAUACAAACUGCUUAUUGCACCAGUAGAACAUGUCCUUGAGGAUGUCACCCAAGAUGACAAGCUGGUUUUCGUGCCGCAUGGUAUUCUUUGGAAUGUGCCUUUUGCUAUUCUCAGAGAUGGAAAGCGACGAGGAUCAUCGAACAAGCCAUACCUUAUUGAGCGGCACACUAUUGGUAUAGUCCCAGCGGCUCAUCUUCUUCCAGUCUUGCAAGAGGGAAGUGCACAUCUCUUGAAGAAGAUGUGUCGUGAAGAUGUCGAUGAGAACCAUGGCAUGGGUGUACAAGGGCGAUCAUGGAAGUCUGUUGUUCUCGGCGAUCCUUUUCCUCCUGCAUAUGGUAUGGACCCACUACCUGGUGCACGAGAGGAGGCCAGGGAGAUUUACAGUUUUUUGGCACCUGGGACUGCAACACUGCUCAUUGGAACAGACGCCACCAAACCACAAGUAGUGCCGAGACUCGAGCGCGGAGCUCCCAUAGCUCAUUUUGCAACACAUGUGCUGGUGGGGUCCAGAGCAGAGAUAAAAAGGGACAUAGACACUGCAGACAUGGGUUUGCUGGUUCUUGCUGAUUUAUGCUCUCCAUCGGAUGCACCCCCUCCCGACCCCUCUUCCCCGCCACGAUCUUCCCGCCCUUCCAACCCUUUUCUGUCCUCCAUCAGUGGCACUAGAUGUGAUAGCAGUGAAGGCCCUCUGCCAAGAACUCGACAGCACACAACAAAGGUUACAGCAGGCCUCAAUGAUCUCCAUUUGUCCGGAUCCACCCUGACACAUGUCAACCAGGUCAUUGCAGCUGAACCUUAUACUGAUGCCGCCAAUGCGAGAGACAAAAUACCAACAUCUCUCCAUACUCUCCUUCCUGAUCCUGUCUGUGGCACUUCAGACGUUCCUCCAGCUGUAGACAAGCUUCAGACAAUAGGAGAUCGCAAUGGUCUGCAAGACAGUGGGCGAUGGAAUGGAGCUGGUGAUACUACGUACGAUUCCGGAGAAUCGUCGGCUGAAGGGUUGUUUUUAGAGUUUGUAAAAGAUUGCUAUUUUGAAAAUGAAGAGGGUCGCUAUGAUCUUGGGGGAUUGUCGGCGGAAGAGAUGCUGAAGUUGUUCAAUUAUGAUGUGAAUACUCUUUUGGUAGUUCUCAGUGGAUGUAAUUCCUCACUCGGCCGUCUGACACCAGAGGGUGUGCUCAGCUACACCCGGUCUUUCUAUAUGUCGCGGGUUCCUUGUGUGGUUUCAUCUCUUUGGCCAGUCUUUGAUGAUGCUACCCGUCCACUCAUGCUAGCCUUUUAUGGGGCCCUUCGGGAUGGGAAUGAUGUUUCGUCAGCCCUUCGUAUCGCUAUCCUGAGUAUGAUGUAUGCAAGGCGACCAUCACAAAGUUCUGUUGCUGUCGUACCGGACCACGGCACCUUGUCGCCAUCCGAUUCGAUACUUUGUCAGUCCAGCAAGUCCGCAGGGGAGGUACAUAACUCUCAAGAGAGGGAUGCAGAGCAGCAGUGCAAUACCAAACAUCAUACCAACGGACCAAGAGGUGUGCCUUUUCCUCAGGAUAACGACCCCCCACUCGCUAAUCAGAUACAAUCUAGUACUCAAGAACCAGAAGACAGUGGUUGUUGUUCUAUUCGAUACCAUCAAUAUCGUGAUCGCACAUCUUUGCAACCAUUGCCAGGUGUCAUUGUGGUGGAAGGCAUCUGGGAGGAGGAGGAGGAGGAGGAGGAGGAGGAGGAGAAGGAGGAGGAGGAGGAGGUGGAAGGCAUCUGUGAGGAGGAGGAGGAGGAGGAGGAGGAGGCAUCUGCUGAUGGUGGUGGAGUUGUAAACCCAUUCCACAAGGGAGAGGAUUCAGAGGGAGGACCAGAAGAUUGCAUGCCAGGUUGCAGGCAAGACGAAACCUCGACCAAGCGUGGAGGCAACCUCAGCUGUCUUUGUGUGAAUGAGAAAGAUGAGGAGAAUUCAACACCACCUGAUUUCAGUGAUUUGGACAUUGCAUCAGAAGCCUCAGACCAUUACUUACCAUCGGAGUCUCAAGAUGGAAGUGGAGAUGAGCGAGAGGGGAACGACAGCGGUGGUGACGAUGAGACUGAAGACAACGAUGAUGAUGAAGAUGAGGCCAGCCUACUUUGGGAGCCUCAACACUGGGGAGCCUUUAUGUCGGUUGGGCUACCAACCUUGAAACUCCCGCGCUGGUUGUUUGUCAACUCCAACUGACUCCAACUGACUCCAACUACGACUGUCGAAGACUGCCAGGGCAUCGGUAGCAGAGUGUGACAGUCACACGGACUCUCACGGUCUCACCUCAUCACAGACUUGUUGCCUUCAAGAGGUGUCUAUCAAGUGAAUAGCUUUAAGCCACCAAGGUACCUUAGGGGGUCUUAGGCCCCCUCUGGGCCCCGUCUGACGCAAAUGAAUAUGGACCCACGCA